Messenger RNA from Haemorhous mexicanus (house finch), 3133 nucleotides. RefSeq names its product F-box protein 2 (gene FBXO2). The record is from RefSeq and is a predicted model, not a curated record. Gene Ontology annotation, cellular component: cytoplasm; SCF ubiquitin ligase complex. Gene Ontology annotation, molecular function: ubiquitin protein ligase activity; protein binding. Gene Ontology annotation, biological process: glycoprotein catabolic process; SCF-dependent proteasomal ubiquitin-dependent protein catabolic process. The transcript has 6 exons. Bases 713 to 1447 code for a protein of 244 amino acids. Lineage: Eukaryota; Metazoa; Chordata; Aves; Passeriformes; Fringillidae.
AUGGCCUGAAACAGACAUAGAGAUACUCAAAGUUCUACAGAACACCUCUCUCUUGCUUGCUGUCCUUUCCCUGACAGCUUUAAUACCCACCCAGAUCCUGAAGGCCCUCAAAGCUGACCUGGCUAAACCCUGCCUUAUCCAUAGCUAGAACCUGACAAGAAAAUGAACUGAAUUAGCUUCACCCCAAGAUAAAAAGAAUAGUUAUCUACAAGCUGCAUGAAGAGGGGUCUCUGUACUGAUGUAUUGGUAACAGGAAACUAGUGCCUAGUGCUUGUAAAAGCUGUUGAUCCUCCUCUGGUGACAGCUUUUAUUACAAGUUGUUUGUGUGACACACCCACCACUCCUGAAGGUUACAGAGCUUUGACCUUGUCAGGUAAGUACAGUUGACUGAGUUUGCCAGAUCCUUACCUUUCUCUACCACCUUUGGGAGAGGAGAAGCAGGGAUCCCAUGUGGAUUAUCCUAAGUAUAAAAAUUACAGGAAGUUCCUGGUAGGCAGAGAAAUUUAGCACCUACUGUGAUCAAUUCUCUCAGCAGUACCCAUCUCUUUAGAUUAACUGGCAUAAAGGGUUAAUGAAGCUUCUUCCUCUUCCCACAGGUGAUCUAAGGUUCAGGACCUGCCACCAGCCUUCUAACCAUGGUGCCUUUUCAGACAGAUGGGAGGAAGCAGGUUUCCCAGUUCCACAUUACUGACAGCUGUGCCCAGCCCCAGGGAUGGAGUCCCUCCCUGAAGCAGUCCUGAUCCAAAUCCUGGCUUCCAUCCCUGCGGUGGAGCUGGUGCUGGUGUGCCGCCUGGUCUGCUGCCAGUGGAAGAACCUGGUCGAUGGAGCUGCACUUUGGAUCCUGAAGUGUCAGCAGGAAGGCCUCACCAGAGCAGAGGCAGAUGUAGAGAACUGGCAAAGCUUCUACUUCCUGAGUAAGAAAAGGAAGAAUCUCAUCAAGAACCCAUGUGGUGAAGAAGGCUUGGAGCACUGGGGAGAGGUAGAGAAUGGAGGUGAUGGCUGGAAAAUUGAAGAGCUCCCAGGGGACUUUGGAAAAGAAUUUCCUAGUGAAGAAGUCCAUAAAUACUUUGUCACAUCUUAUGAGUGGUGUCGAAAGGCUCAGGUCAUUGACCUUAGGGCUGAGGGCUACUGGGAAGAGCUGAUGGAUACAACCCAGCCUAAAAUCAUGGUAAGAGACUGGUAUGCAGGACGUAGUGAUGCUGGCUGUCUCUAUGAGCUGUGUGUGAAGCUGCUCUCUGAGAACGAGGAUGUGCUGGCUGAGUACAAGAGUGAGACUGUCACCAUCCCACAGGGAAAUGAUGCCAGCUGGACUGAGGUGAGUUACAGAUCUCUCACACCUUCUCCAGCUACAGGCCCGGGGUGCGCUUUGUGCGCUUUGAGCACGGCGGCCAGGACACGCUCUUCUGGCAGGGCUGGUACGGCGCCCGCGUCACCAGCAGCAGCGUGACAGUGGAGCCAUAGCUCUGCUCAGCCAGCACCUGCAUGCUGCAGUUGACUUCCCUCAGGGCAUCCCCCAGCCUUUGGAUGGUUUCUGCAUGGUGCUGCUGCUGGCUGUAGAGCAUUUGGCCUUUCUGCAUAGGAAUGUGUGUGCGAGAUGCCAGGAGCCACCACCCAUCCUGCCUCAAGAGGACUAUGCAAAGAAUGGGAAUGAAUUUGGGAAUGCACUUCACCCCUUGCACUGAUGUCCUCUGUCAGACAGGAGAUCACCUAAAAAUCCUGCAGAGCUCCUGUCUUAGUCUCUAAUGCCUAGCACCCUGCCUGAGGCAGCUGUCUCCCCUGCCUGCUCUCCUGACUUGGGCACUCCUUAACUUGAAGGGGUACUUAAAGUAUAUUUUCUGGAAGUUAGAGUGGGAAGAAAAGAAUAAAGAAAACCACAGACCCUGCGUCUCAAAACAAACCAGUGAAACCCAGAGUCCUGUCCCCAGCUGUUUCCAUGACCUGCAGUGAGAACCUCGGCUUCUUCCAUUUAUAAAAAGAUAACAUUGUUUACCAAAGAGGAGCUCUAGCUUGGCUGUCAAUACUAUUAGUUUAAUUUUUAGUGAUAAUGCAGAGUAAAAGAGAGCAAGAAAGGGUGAAUCCUUUUCUCUUACACUGUUCCCAGCAUCCAUUUAUCAAGGGAAGUGUUGGGAAGAAAAACGUCUGGUGUCCAGUCCUGGGGCUUCAUUUGGCUCCUUCAGAGAGAUGGCAUCUGAGAGUAAUUGCUGGCAAAGAGAGAGAGAGAUGACAACAACUUAGAGAACUGGGUUAGGAAAAAUUUGGGAUAGGGUCCAGAAAAAAAUGAAAACAAACUCAUUUACUCCUUCCUGGCCUCUGCAUGCUUCAGGCAACAAGCAUCCUGGUCAUCCAGUGUGACUCUGCUGGCAGGACACAGAAAGCUGCUGGCCUUGCUCCACCUCUGCUGACCAUGUCUGCAAGAAGUACACAUCUGCCUCUGCUGUGUGCUUGCUCACAUGACAGCACUUCAGUCUCCCACUUGAGCUUCUUGACAUCCCUCAGGGCUGUGUGCCCCAUCCUGAACAGACCCCUAAGCUUUCCUGAACCAGGAUUGUCCCUGCUAGUGUCACUAGAGGACACGAAAUAAAACAACCCGCACUCUGGAAUCUCCAAGGUUAAAAGAAGGGCAUUUAAUUUCUGACUCCAGCAUUUAUAGACUUCCAGAAGUGACAGUGGAUUGAAGGAUGACAGUGCCACGUCUCCAAUGACACUGGACAAACCAACAAACAGUCCAUCAAAUUUUUCCUUCUCCAGAAGAGAAUGCAAAACAAUAAUUAUUUAGAGAAAAGCAUGUCAGAAAGUUCCUUACAAGAAUGUAAACAUCAGAAGGCUCAGAAGAACUUAGAACAGGGCUACACUGCUAGUUAUUCCACUCAGAAGAGCAUCCCCUAACAGAGCUGGUGUUGCCUAAAGAAAGUCUAUUUUUGUGUCCAUGUGUCUGCCUUCCCUCCCUGGGCUGCCUUUAAGUGCCCCUUUGCACAUGUAGUGCCUGCUACUGCCUGCAGCCAAAGGAAGGAGCUCCCACCUGGACACUGUGCAUGCUGCUUCCUCAGGCUUUCUGCACAGCUGCCCCUGGGUGCCACACACACGCCACAGUCCAGGCAAACAUAAUAAAGUGACACAAUUGUGUGUGGAUUUC